Desarmillaria tabescens is the source of this 715-nucleotide messenger RNA. RefSeq lists its product as uncharacterized. NCBI's taxonomy places the organism in Eukaryota, Fungi, Basidiomycota, Agaricomycetes, Agaricales, Physalacriaceae. The record is from RefSeq and is a predicted model, not a curated record. The coding region runs from base 24 to 701 and encodes 225 amino acids. Gene Ontology annotation, biological process: mRNA cis splicing, via spliceosome. Gene Ontology annotation, cellular component: nuclear cap binding complex. The transcript has 4 exons. Gene Ontology annotation, molecular function: RNA cap binding.
CUUGUUCACCACUUUCGUCCACAAUGGCUCAUGUAGUACAGCCAUUAGAUCAGCCUUCAAACUACAAGGACUCACAGACACGGGUGGAUCGCCAAAAGCAAAACGACUUGCUUGCAAAGUCAACUACACUCUACAUAGGUAACUUGAGUUUCUACACGACCGAAGAACAAAUAUACGAGCUAUUUACCAAGUGCGCCAGUCCGGAGGAUGGCGGUGGGAUAAAGAGGAUUAUUAUGGGUCUUGAUCGCAAUACAAGGACACCCUGUGGAUUCUGCUUCGUCGAAUAUUAUACUCACGCGGAGGCACUGGCCAGCAUGCGAUAUGUCAGUGGUACCAAGCUAGAUGAGCGCAUCAUUCGGUGUGACCUUGACCUGGGAUAUAAAGAAGGGCGGCAAUUUGGAAGGGGUAAAAGCGGCGGGCAGGUAAGAGAUGAACAUAGGCAAGACUAUGAUCCAGGUCGAGGGGGAUGGGGAGCACAGGCCCAACGACUGGAGAUAGAACGAAGGAGACAGGUCGAGGAAAGAUAUGCUGACGCCCAGGACGGUCCCGGUGCAGUUGCUGGUGGAGGUGGUGACUGGAAGGAAGCAGAGCCAACUGAAGGGAGACUUAAACGAGGCAGGUCCCUAGACGAUGAGGAAGACAACGCAAGGAUAGGGCAGCGCUCUCGGUUGGACGAAGAUCUCGAGGCAGAGCGAAUGUAACGAGAUUUUAUUGU